CCUUCUGGCCUACAUCUCACACUACACUUUUUUUCUCCUGAAAAAAAUAUUAAAUAAAUUAUUUGAUGUAUUCCAUUUCGAAAAAGUAAACAAAAUUUUAGUAAAUAAAAUUGAAUCGAAAAAUGCCCGGGAUAUUUGGCAGCUGUCCGACUAAUCGCCUCGGGCCGCAUCUUCUGCAGAUAUCGCGAUGUUUAAGCUACCACGUCCCGCUCUUCCGGCCACGUAGUAUCCUGCAGGCCCGCAAGUUAAGCCAGCUAUGUUGCAGUGUGUCCUCGCGAUCGCGAUCGGGUGCCUUCAGUCAUGCCAAUAUCCGGGUACAGCCGUACUCUCAGAAGGGCACCAGUGUCUUCACCUACAACGAUAAUGUGGACAUGUCGCGUAAACGAGUCAGCUUCUCGGGAGCAUCGGAAAAAAAGAACCAGCUUCUACCAGUGGGUCUAAUCACCCCCGAGUCUGACAGUGGCAAGCAGGUGAAGAUUGUGGUUGUGCCUUUGGACCUGUCCACCAUGGAUGCUAAUACAUUGAAGGAGACCCUUGACACCAUCAAUCAACUACGCCUCUACGCAAACCACAUCGAAGAUUUCUCCAAUACCAUGAUGGAAGAGUACAACGCUCUGAGCGAUGCAAUGCAAGAGGUGGAGGAAACAACUACGGAACUAGCCGAGGUGCAGCAAGAACUAGAGCGGGCGAGGCAAGAAAUAAACAGUGAAAAUAAACAGUUCUGGGAGUCCUUAAACGCCACACCAUUGUCGGCCGAUGUGGACGCCGUGGCGGAUCGCACAAACUUCAGUCGAGCUGGCCUGGGCCUAGGACGUGGCACACCUAUGGAGGAACGGCAGGAGGCGGUCAGCAGCUGCCUUCAGGCCGGAUUGGCUCAGACGGCUCCAAUGACAGCAGAACCACAGACUGCUGCUCCCAAUUUUGACAUCAAGUCGACCUCCACCCUGCCGCAUGCUCUGGGUUCCCAAAAUCCCACUCAAUUUACUGCUUUCGGUGCCAACUUGAAUGAUCCUCUCAUGAGGGAUGACUUUAUAGAGGAGGUACGUGUGGAUGUGCCUAAAGAUAUGAGCAGUCGUCUCAAUGAGUUGGCCGUCUCCUCAAUGGAGCUGUCCUUCGAGAUGGACAUGACAAACCUUAAGGACGCAUUGGCCAAUCCGCACACCGACGAUGCGAACCUUCAAGAUCCCAUGAUUUGUAUGCACACAAAGGUGGAAAUGGAUGCACCCGGAACAGUGGAGCAUACAGUGCCGCUCAGGUUCAACGCUUUGAUUUCUGGCGUGGUGGAGCUGGACACAGAGAAGCUAAACGCUCAUCAGAUCACGGACGAAAAGAUGCCUGGGUUCAAUGACGACCUUACCUCGCUGGCAGCCAAUCUGUGCAGCACGGCUCUGGAGAAGGGCUUCUCCUCAUCCAGUUCAAAUAGCUUUAUUGGUGACCUGGAGAUGACCAAAAAUGAGGAAAUGCAGAAAGAUAUGCUCAUCGAUACGUCUCUGAUGCAUCCCGCUGCCCACGUGGGUCAUUUGGCUCAGGAAAUGAUGGCAGCCGUCGUUCCUGACGUUAAGGAGGAAGUUGAGGGCAAAGAUGGCUGCAAGCAUCCGCCAGUAAAGCCAAAGAAGAAGUGUCCCGGAAAGUGUCCUCUGAUCACUGAUCCCUGCAAAGAAGACCCCUGCAAGCGUCCAGAAAAGACCAAGAAGCCGCCAAAAAAGAAGGCUUCCAGCGCCUUAGAUGUAACCGCCCAGGCUUCCGGCGACAAAUGUGACAAGAAAAAGAAAGAUCCUUGCGCCAAAAAAAAGGGUGGCGGUAAAAAGAAAGAUCCCUGCGCCAAGGACGGAGGCAAAGGUGGCAAGGACAAGAAGGAUCCCUGUGCCAAGUUUAAGAAAGGAAAAGAUAAAAAGAAGGAUCCCUGCGCCAAGAAGAAGGAUCCUUGCGCAAAGAAAGAAAAAAAGAAGGAUUCUUGCGCAAAGAAAGAAAAAAAGAAGGAUCCUUGCGCAAAGAAAGACAAAAAGAAGGAUCCUUGCGCAAAGAAAGAAAAAAAGAAGGAUCCUUGCGCAAAGAAAGACAAAAAGAAGGAUCCUUGCGCAAAGAAAGACAAAAAGAAGGAUCCUUGCGCAAAGAAAGAAAAAAAGAAGGAUCCCUGCGCCAAGAAAGACAAAGGUAAGAAGAAGGAUCCCUGCGCCAAGAAAGGAGACAAAGGUGGUAAGAAGAAGGAUCCCUGCGCCAAGUUCAAAAAAGGAGGGAAAGAUAAAAAGAAGGAUCCCUGCGCCAAGAAAGGAGGCAAAGGUGGCAAGAAGGAGGAUCCUUGUGCCAAGUUCAAGAAGAACAAGGGCGGCAAAGAUAAGGGGUGCAAGUUCUCCACCUAUGCACCCAAUGACUUCAACAAACGCUACCUUUCCACUGUUCUUGGCCAGACUGGAUCUCCGCGAGGACCUCGUUUCCUGGUCUACUCCACUCGAGUACGCCGCAACUACCGUAUCCCCACCUCGAAGAACACUCCUUGCCAGUGUCCCAUGUGCCAGGGAAAACGUUUACUGACCGAUACUGUCGAAACUCCAGCCCGUUUUGUCAUAAAUUCCUCCCUAAUGCGUCGCCGUUUUGGAAGCUUGAGUGGCAUGGACCUCAUAAAGCGAUCCUAUUCAAAGAAGAAGAAGAAGAAGUCGCCUGGCAAGUGCGGUUCAAUGGCGCAAAAGUAUCCGAAGAGCCGCGGCAAGGACCAAAAGGAACGAACGGGCCUCCGACUGGACUGCUUUAAAAGUGAUGACGACUGCGCCAUCAAGGGAUGCUCCGGCCAUUGCGCCAAAGUCAAGUUCCCCCGAAAGAAGUGUGAGAAGAAAAAGAAGAAAAAGAGCCCCAAGAAAAGCAAAAAAGCCAAAAAAAGCAAAAAGGACAAAAAGGGGUGUGGAAAGGGCAAAAAGAGCAUUACGCUGAUUAAAGAUGCCCGCCUGCCCCUGAAGUACUGGUACCAGUGCCAAAGAUCGUUCAGUACACGUUCCGCCUGCCAAAUCAAACCUGACCUCAAGCCUGGCCUCAAUGGGAAGGCGUAUGCCGUAAGAAUUCCGAAUCCCUACAAAAUAGACAUGGUUCCAGUUUCCAGGCCAACUCCAACCGACUUUGAUGUACUGGUUCGAACGAGUUCCGUGGCCAUAUCGGGUUCCGACAUCCAUGUCUACGAAAGGGGCAACAGUGUUGUAGAAUCCAUAACCUUGGGUCACGAUGCCACCGGAUUCGUGGAAGAGGUGGGGCGCUCUGUCCGAAAUUUACGGGUGGGUGAUCGCGUAGUCAUGGAAUCGGCGCUGUCUUGCGGCAUCUGCGACUUGUGCAAACGGGGUCAGUACAAUAUGUGUUGCGGCAUGGUCUACAAUGGAUUCCUGGCAACCCACCAAACGCAUCCGGGAGAUCUUUGUCAUCGUUUAUAUCCAUCCAUUAGCAUGGAUGAAGGUACCCUCGUCGAAACACUGGCCCUGGGUUGCCAGGCCUGCCUCACCGGCAGUGUAACACCUACGAGUAACGUCCUCAUAAUCGGCGCCUGUCCAACAGCCGUGUCAGCGGGUCUUUGUGCCAAAGCCCUUGGCGCCAAGCGUGUGGUUAUUGGUGGACCGAGUGGAAAAGCUCUGGAAGCGGCGUCAAGAGACUUUGGUUUCGACACCGUUCCCAUCGAAGAGAACUCUCUGUUCGGCGAGGUGUUAGAGGCCAUGUACUGCAAGUUCCACGACUGGCCCGAUCGUGUCAUUAAUUGUUCCAUCUCGGCACUGACCAUGAACCUGGCCGUAAUGGCGCUGCAACCCAGUGGUAUUUGCGUCCUGGCCGAGUGCGGUACGGAAUGCGCCAGCUUCAAUGCCCUGGACGUCCUGAUGAAGAACAUCCGCUUGAUACCCAGUUUUCGUAGCGCGAAUAUGUAUCCAACCGCCCUGCAGCUUAUGAAAUCGGGUCGAGCUCCCAUGCAUAAAUUCAUCGCCGGAACCUUCCCAUUGAGCCACGCGGAGGAGGCCUUCCGUACUGCCCAAGAGGAAUCCAACGAGGGCCUCGGAAAAGUAAUUGUCAACUGUGCUGACGAAACUGGUCUCGAGGCGAGCCAAAAGCAAAAAACCUCUUAAGAGAAGUCUUAAAAGUCUUAAAAAAAAAUUAUCGUUUUCUUUAUGAAUACAAUGUCUAAAGAACACAAGUUAAAUAAAUCUUCAAUUUUAGUUAAAA
Molecule: messenger RNA, 4188 nt
Organism: Drosophila ananassae
Lineage: Eukaryota; Metazoa; Arthropoda; Insecta; Diptera; Drosophilidae
Exons: 4
Coding region: 123-4091 (1322 amino acids)
Biological process (GO): D-sorbitol catabolic process
Molecular function (GO): L-iditol 2-dehydrogenase (NAD+) activity
Source: RefSeq, a predicted model, not a curated record